GCGCGCUUCUUCCCUGCUCGCUCGCUCGCUCGCCCAACUGCUUGCAAUUCUUUAGGCUCUUUUCAGAGCCCCCUCAUAAUCCAGAUGGCAGGUAAUAUUCUCUCCACGUCUACCACAAAAGUUUGCUCUUCGUUAACCAGUAGCAGUGCUACUUAAUUACUCGUCGUCGUCGUUGUUGUGAUUGUUUCUGUGUUGCGUCUGUCCAGCCCAUCAGUCCCAUAUUUUAUGUAGUUCUUCCACUGGCUUAUGUUUAUUUGUGUGGACAUUUCGGUCGUCAAAGCAUGCAUGCCCGCCCGCCCGCGCAAUUUUUCCUCUUGCCUUCGAUCAUUCGCUGAUCCCAAUCGAUCUCGCACCACGCUCCACUCACUUCAUUCACCAUGUUUUUUUUCCUCAGGGAGUGGGAAAUUUUUUUUACACAACAAAAGCGCAGAGUUACACACACAGACCGACGUAAUACAAAGAAAAAUCAAAAUGAAAUGUGCCUGCCUGCCAGCCACACAAAAUUUGCAUUCCGUUAUGUUAUGUUACUACGCUUACAAACUCGACAUGUCCGUUCAAACACGCUUCUCAUUCACGCGUCCUUUUAUUUCACUCACUCACGUUUACCAUCCAUGCAGACAUUACAUUCAUCCUAAUGUGACACUUCUUAUUAUCAUGCAGGGCAAACAAUGCGUGGCUCAGCUAACGUGCACCACCACGUAAACCUUUAAGACAAAAAAAAAAGUAAAAGUCGUUAUGAGUAGUAAUCAUUAGGUCAAGCCUCAGUGUUAUUUAAGCGUGCCAACAUGCUCUUCCUUCCUCGCCUCGUUCGUGCUCUUGUCUUCUGUUUUCCUUGUUUCGUUAACAUUUUUCUGAAAGUAUUCUUUCCGUUCCUCCCUCGUUGAUCUAUACCAUUGCAGUACGCGUAAUGACUACUGCUGCUAAUACUACUAAAGUGGAUAAUGUCGGUUUUAUUGCUUACAUCAAUACUCGAUCUCCAUUACUACCACGUACUUUCACGCACGUGUUGUAACUGACCCAAAUUACUGAAGUGAGCCGUGGUGUGAGGUAAUAGGGGAGUGGGGCGGCGCACAUUACGUAUCUAGGUAGUAAAGGGAAAUGACCAUGAUGGUCAAGGGGGGAUGAUCGUCCAUUCGUAGCUGCCUCUAUACAAGAAAUAGAUGUUUCCAACGCACAAGUGACAAGAACGUCGGCAUUCUUUCAUUCCCCCAAACCAAACACUGCAUGCAUGCAAGCAAAGUAUAGACAAACAUACAGUAUGUAGGUGCGACAGGCACGCUCACUCAACAUGAGAAAGCAUCAUUGCAGUAGUACGAUGAAAACAUGUUCCAUCAGCAGCAUGGCCGUCACGCUUCUGUUGUUGUUUGUGGGGGGGGGGGAGUGGUCAUUGGCCGUAAUGCGUAUGCGCGCUAAAUGGUUGGAAUGUCGACUAGUGCUAAGGGCUUUCGCCUCCUAGCUGUCACCACCAUUCAGCCACUCGGGCUCCCCCUCCCAUCCACCUCUCGCCGCUUAGGCCACCAAUCGCAUGCUGCCUUAAUGACAACACGCUUCUUUUCGAGUUGUCGAUUGGAGGACCAAUCACACGCUGGUGAAGGCCUACCUUAAAAGCGAGUGAGUGUGCUUGCGGCAAGCUAGUUUUCUCUCUCUCUCACACUGAUUUGCAAGUUAGUUGCUCUCACGUCGACCAGACUUUGAACACACAAGACAUUUGCAAUGGCACGUACCAAGCAAACCGCUCGUAAAUCCACCGGAGGCAAGGCGCCUCGCAAACAGCUGGCCACCAAGGCCGCCCGCAAAAGCGCCCCAGCUACCGGAGGUGUGAAGAAGCCCCAUCGUUACAGGCCGGGCACUGUCGCUCUUCGUGAAAUUCGUCGUUACCAGAAGAGCACAGAGCUGCUGAUCCGCAAACUGCCCUUCCAGCGUCUGGUGCGCGAGAUUGCACAGGACUUCAAGACCGAUCUGCGUUUCCAGAGCUCUGCCGUCAUGGCUCUGCAGGAGGCUAGCGAGGCUUACCUGGUGGGUCUGUUUGAGGACACCAACCUGUGCGCCAUUCACGCCAAGCGUGUCACCAUCAUGCCCAAGGACAUCCAGCUGGCCCGCCGUAUCCGCGGUGAGCGCGCAUAAACCAACGGCUGCCGCUGCUGCUGCUACUGUUGCUACUGUGCGUUAGCCAACUCACACACGCGUCAACACCAAACUCCUCUAGGCUCUUUUCAGAGCCACCCACGUAUUUCAGACGAGUCGUCAACUUCUCUCUCACGCCAAGUUUGCUAUUUUUU
This is a messenger RNA of Pomacea canaliculata, 2279 nucleotides long. Its product is annotated as histone H3. NCBI's taxonomy places the organism in Eukaryota, Metazoa, Mollusca, Gastropoda, Architaenioglossa, Ampullariidae. Gene Ontology annotation, cellular component: nucleosome. The record is from RefSeq and is a predicted model, not a curated record. The transcript has a single exon. Gene Ontology annotation, molecular function: DNA binding; structural constituent of chromatin; protein heterodimerization activity. Bases 1714 to 2124 code for a protein of 136 amino acids.